GUUCCACCGCGCGGCCUCGAUUUCCCCUUAACACAACACAGAGGAAGCAGGCGGCGGCGAUCGGGCGAUGGCAUGGCGGGCGAGCCUGUCUCGGAGCCUAAAGGAGAUCCGCGUCCUCUUCUGUCAGUCCUCCCCGGCCAGCGCCGCCGCCCGUGAGUUCGUGAAGAAGAACUAUGGUGACAUCAAGGCUCGCAACCCCUCCCUCCCCUUCCUUGUCCGCGAGUGCUCCGGUGUCCAGCCCCAGCUCUGGGCGCGCUACGAUAUGGGUGUGGAGAGAUGCGUGAACUUGGAUGGCCUGACGGAAGCACAGAUUGAUAAAAAGCUGGAGGAGCUUGCCAAGGCCGGCGAGUCUCUUAAAACCAAAUAGUUUUGGAACUCUAUCCUGCCAUGUUUAACGUUCCCAAAUAAAUGAUGCCAUAUGGGUGAGCAAUUGUUACUCUAUCGUUAUCUGUAGUUGUGCCUGGAAUUAAGUCUUUAAUUGGCUUAACUUUGUGAAAUAAUCACUACUCUUUUACUUGCCAUGCAUUUUCUAGAUUA
Zea mays is the source of this 537-nucleotide messenger RNA. Its product is annotated as NADH-ubiquinone oxidoreductase 10.5 kDa subunit. The record is from RefSeq and is marked provisional. Gene Ontology annotation, cellular component: respiratory chain complex I. Lineage: Eukaryota; Viridiplantae; Streptophyta; Magnoliopsida; Poales; Poaceae.